This is a messenger RNA of Laetiporus sulphureus 93-53, 1294 nucleotides long. RefSeq lists its product as uncharacterized. Bases 219 to 1175 code for a protein of 318 amino acids. The transcript has 22 exons. The record is from RefSeq and is a predicted model, not a curated record. NCBI's taxonomy places the organism in Eukaryota, Fungi, Basidiomycota, Agaricomycetes, Polyporales, Laetiporaceae.
GCAACAUGACGCCUGGGCUCGGCAAACUACUCAUGACUAUCCGCUUCUGGCGACUGGGGCAUAAUCUAAGCAAGGGCCCUGACGCGGAAGAUUGUGCGGAGGAACUUCGACAGAUCCGGUGCCUUUUGAUAGCACAUAAAGCUGUCCGAACGACGACAGUCAUCUGCUGAAACGACACUUUCCCCCACGCGGCACAGAGACUCGGCGGCACAGCAGCAAUGUCACCUUCUGGUAGUAACUUUGCGCUCGCUCCGACGCUGGGCGCAACCUACAUCGGAACCAUCUUUGGCGCAAUCCUGUUUGGUGUUACCAAUGUUCAAACAUACAUGUACUACAAGCGCAGCAAAAAUGAUCCGCUUCUGAUGAAGAUUUUGGUCUUUUGCCUAUGGAUACUGGACUGUUUGCACCAAGCGUUCAUCACACAUGCCUUCUACACAUACGCCGUCAUUGACUUCUCGAACGUGCUCGCACUCUUGGCACCAGAGUGGAGCGUCAUGGCGCAUGUUUUCGUUGCUAGUACAAGCGACACGCUCGUGAGAGGCUUAUUCUGCCACCGAGUGUACUUGUUAAGCGACAGAAACUGGGUCAUCACCACUGCGAUCGCCAUCAGCACUAUGGUGGUUUUCGGUAGCAGCUGGGCGUUCGCAAUCAAAGGGCUCUCUUUGUCCGAUUAUUUUGACCUCACGAGCAUCACGUGGUUCAUAUAUACAAGCCUCAUCUCUGCAGUGGUUGCAGACGUGCUCAUCGCUAGUUCUCUCUGCAUCCUCUUGAGUCGGCGUCGCUCGGCUUUCGCAAGAACGAACUCAGUGGUCCGCGUGUUAAUGAUAUAUAGCAUCAACACCGGUGCUCUGACAAGUCUCUGCUCCAUAAUUUGUCUCAUAAUCUACGCAACCGAGCCGAACGCUACAAAGUUCACAUUCAUCGCCAUCUACUUUGUGCUUCCCAAGCUGUUCCUCAACUCCCUUCUCGCAUCGCUGAACGCAAGGCAGGGUCUCCGAGAGAGGCCACCAGGCCACAGCGUGGUAUCCAGCAGCAGUUACAAUCACAAAACGGAGCAACAACAUAGCGGCGGAGAGCGGAGUAUCCAGAUUCACAUCCGGUCCACUAGUGACAUAAAGACCGUGGACACCAUAACUGAUGUUUCUGGGGAGCAUGAGUCUUGGAACGCUCUUUGAAGGAUUUACCACCAAUCAUCCGGGAGAUGAUCGACUCACUCGAACAUUCGUUCCCAAUCUGUGCCGAUCAUAUGAUUUCUCUAAUACAUCCCAGGACUUCAAGCCGCUCAUUUCCUUGC